GUGAAGACACCGAACAUAAAAAUGGUUACAGUAUGUUACAAACAAAAAAGUACUUUAAUCAAGUGCCUAAUUUUCUUAGUGUCCGUUCUUAUUAUGAUUUUAGUAGGAUUAGCUAUAGUUUUAGUAAAGCGAAGUGACGAUAACCACGUUUGCAAGUCGGAGCAUUGUAUCAAACUUUCGGCUGAAGUUUUACGAUCUUUGGAUCCGUCCAGACAACCGUGUGAUGAUUUCUAUGCUUUCGUAUGUGGAAAAAAUCGUAAAGAAAUUCCUCCAGUGUCCACGAAAGAAGUGUUGAAUUUAAUGGUGGGGGAAAUGGCCCAAACCAACGACUCUAAACCCUUCAUUAUGGAAAAAUCGUUUUAUUUAGCUUGUAGUAACUUAGCUGGGAUUGAAUUAGACGACGACGAGAUGCUGCUAGACCAAUUUUUUAGUUUGGGAGAUUGGCCGGUCUUGCGUGGGUCUAACUGGGAUGGCUCACAUUUCGAAUGGACGGAAAUUGUCAAAAAGAGCCGCAGAUUAGGGAUGAAAAUCGACUGGUUUAUAGAUUUUAGUAUUUAUGAGGAUGUUAACGACACGAGAAUCAAUGUUUUGAAGAUCGAUAUACCAGCUUUGGCGCCUCUGAAAGAAACAGAAAUUUUUCCAAGACAGAAAUUGCUAACCAAAAUUGCUGUUACUUUGGGAGCUCCUGAGAAACUUGCGCAUUAUGAAACAGGCAGGACCAUCGAAUUUGAAAAAGAAUUGAGAAUUCUUGCAGACGUAUACAGAAGAAGGAAAACACAUUUGAACGCGAUUACACUACCGAAAAUCACAAUAAGCGAAGUUCAGAAGCUUUGUCCACACAUUUCUUGGCUAGAUUUAAUUAAUGCUGUAACAGGUCUUACCAUGUUGGAAACCGACGUAGUAAUUUUUGACGAAAUGCUUGACUAUAUCAAGGAUUUGAACAAAUUGAUUUACGGCACUCCAAAGAGAAUUGUUGCUGACUACAUGUUGUGGAAAGUCAUUGAAGAAAACUGGCAAUUUCUCACUCAACCAGUUCGUCAAAAAUUCGAAGAAUACUACGAAGAACAUUACCAGACCCAACCGGAAUUUAACCGUCAAAAAUUUUGCAUAAACGCCAGUAGAAAACAGUUUCCAUUGAUUGCCGAGUCGGAAUAUAUUCGUCGUCAUGUGACCCUCCAAAAAAGGCAAUUAGUGAAAGAAAUGUUAAUUAAUAUUCAACGCAACUACCGGCGAUUAUUAAAUUCCGCCACAUGGAUGAACAGAAAACGGAGAGAAUUAGCGUUGAGGAAAUUAGACGAAUUGAAAUUUUUAAUCGGAGGACCGCGAGAGGUUUUCGACGAAUUUGGAUUCGCUGAGGAUCUAGGUCUGUAUGAGUUUGUUUUUAAAUCAACCAAUAUCAUCGAUAUGCUGAACCAAAGAAAACUCCGGUUUUACGACCACUAUUUCAGUUCGGUUAAUAAGGCCGUUACUAACCGGACGCUGAAAUUCUACGAAAAAGUUAUUAAUUUAAAUAGAUUUACGGUAAUAAAUGACGACACACUAGUAAUACCCGUGAUGUUAUUAAAAGACAACUUUUACGGUCCAAAACUUCCAAAUAAUUUCAAUUACGCCACAUUAGGGAAGACCGUAGCCCACAAAAUAUUCGAACAUAUCUUCGAACGAAAUAAUGUGACCAUUAUUGACGAGGAGACUCAAAAUUAUAACACGUGGUGGAUUUCGGAUGGGUUUGAUCAAGCUGUGAAAUGCUUGAUUCAUGAAGCUUCCGAUUUUCACAAUCCGGAAUUAAAACGCCAGAAAAAAAUGCGUGAAUUAUUGCCACACUUUGUCUCAACUGAAAUCGCGUACGAGUCGUUCAAGGAACUGCUGACAUAUCGACAAGAUUCCCCACAAUCCAAGCUGCAAUCUUUACAGUACACUCCCGAACAAUUAUUCUGGAUACACACGAGUAAAUUACACUGUAACAAAAUUUACUCCAAGUACGACCGAGACUAUUCACGUUUUAAAAUUAUCGCUCCGUUGAGGAAUUCUCGUAAUUUUGCUCGAGACUACAAUUGCCAGAUGGGCUCUAAAAUGUAUUCUAAGACAACGUGUCGGAUUUUGUAACACUUGUGAUAAUAAAAUUGUGUUAUUUUUUCAA
Tribolium madens (black flour beetle) is the source of this 2137-nucleotide messenger RNA. Its product is annotated as neprilysin-2-like. Gene Ontology annotation, molecular function: metalloendopeptidase activity. Gene Ontology annotation, biological process: protein processing. NCBI's taxonomy places the organism in Eukaryota, Metazoa, Arthropoda, Insecta, Coleoptera, Tenebrionidae. The record is from RefSeq and is a predicted model, not a curated record. Bases 22 to 2103 code for a protein of 693 amino acids. Gene Ontology annotation, cellular component: plasma membrane. The transcript has 9 exons.